AUGGUAAAAGGUGGAAAGCGAUAUUCUUCAAUGAGCAACGAUGGCAAAUGGUUUGCUCACCAGGUUUUACCAGGGAAUGAAACAAGGAAUCGUGAGACUUGUACAAGCACUGGGGUCAUGCUGACCCAGGUUAAAUCAUCGUUGCCUCAAGCUUUGAACUUCAAGCGCUAUCCUAAAUGGAAAACUCAGCAGGAAUCUAGAGAGUUUCCAUUCUCAGACCAUGACAACAAGCAUGCCUUAAAAGACAACAUCUCUGUUUUCACUCAUGGUGUGGGGCGCCGGAAGAUCCUUGAUGAUCACAGACAGCAGAGCUCCCACUUCUGCCUGUGCCACGAUGGAGCUGACAACAGCCCUGAAGGACCUGGGGGGAACGCCACAGUCUGCCAGGCUGAUUUUAUGGUGAAACAGGCUGUUAAUGGUCCAAUCAGCACCAGACGGUUCCCCCGCAACCACAAGCAGAAGUCCGCAGAAGCAGCUUUGGCACAGACAGGGGAACAAUUUAUGUGGUUCGGGCGACAUGACUCUACCAUCUCCUCAGCACCUUCCAAGCCCUGA
Messenger RNA from Chelmon rostratus (copperband butterflyfish), 555 nucleotides. RefSeq names its product testis expressed 36 (gene tex36). The transcript has 4 exons. Lineage: Eukaryota; Metazoa; Chordata; Actinopteri; Chaetodontiformes; Chaetodontidae. The record is from RefSeq and is a predicted model, not a curated record. The coding region runs from base 1 to 555 and encodes 184 amino acids.